Messenger RNA from Physella acuta, 1596 nucleotides. RefSeq names its product breast cancer metastasis-suppressor 1-like protein-A. The record is from RefSeq and is a predicted model, not a curated record. Lineage: Eukaryota; Metazoa; Mollusca; Gastropoda; Physidae.
GCGGUAAUAUGCCUAACCACUUUCAUGUCCACUAUCAACAGUGGAAAAUAACAAACUCAACCUACUUUCAAACUUUCUACUUUAGCAAAGUUAAUAAUAAUAUAUCUUUAAAAUUACCAGGGUUUCAAAAUUUAGCUCUUUAUCGGUAUAAUAAUAUUAUGCGAAGAUUAAUUUAGAAGUAGUUGUCUUGACACACUGGACAACAAGGGACAUCACUUUCAAUUUUAUUCUUCAUCUUCUGGCUUUGUUUUGAUAAGUUGACUGCAGGCAUAAUGGAGCAUGAACCAGGGGACAGUGAUAAAAGCUCUGAUGAAGAAUCACACACAUGCUCAACAGAAGAAGCAGAGGAAGACCAAGAAGAUGAAUCUCAGUCAGAAAUUGAUGAGGCAGAAUGUGAAAGAAGACGCCAUGAGUAUCUCAGUGAUAUGUCUGAAUUAGAAAAACAGUUCUGUGAACUCAAAGAACAACUUUAUACAGAGAGGCUUCAGCAGAUCGAUGCUAAAAUCAUCGAAAUACAAAAUAAUAAGGGAUCUGAAUAUCUGCAGCCCUUGUCACAACUUGAAAAGCAAAUGAGUCUCAAAAAAAAGGUUGCCUGCAUAAGACGAGAGAUGGCCCUUGCAAGUAUUAAACAGAAAUUUGAAAGUGAAGAAUUAGCUGCUUUCCAGCACAUGGAGAGUGAGAAAAUACUUUUAUAUGACACAAUAAAGUGUGAGUUAGAAGAUAAAAUCAGGAGGUUAGAAGAAGACAGGCACAAUAUUGACAUUAAUUCAGACUUGUGGCAAGAAACGCAGACCUUAAAAAAGAAAAAGAAAACCGACCCCUUACACCCAGAGAGAAGAAGAAAACCUCAAACUGUUUCUGGCCCUUUUAUUGUAUAUAUGCUUCGAGAUACAGAUGUUAUGGAUGAUUGGAUGGCUGUCAAAAAGGCACUCAAGCAGCAGUACCAAAAGAGGAAAGCUGAAUUGUAAUGAUCUAGACAAUAAUAAAAAAAAAUUGCUGAAAGAUUUAUUCCACCCAUUCUACUUUGGUAAAGUUAACUAUGCAACAAGAAUGUUACUGUAUUUGAUGCAGCGCUCCUUGCAGUCUUUACCAUUGAACACGGGCAAACAUAUGUUCAGACGUUAAAAUUUGAAUGACAAAUGAAUACUGAAUACCAUUGUAAAAAGUUCAUAGAUCAUCUGCAUGAUGAGUCAGUUUUUUUAUGCAUUUAGAUGUUUAAAAAGAAUGUAUGAUUGUAAUAUAUUUUAAACAAGUAGGCUACUGACCGUUGAAGUGAUCAUAUUUAAGAUGAAGUGUUUGAACAUGAAUCCAUGGUACCACAUUCAAGUUAGCCAUAAAAAAAAUGAUGUAAAUUGACUUGCAAUAUAAAGUAUUCUUCUCAUACAUUUUCAGUCAAAUCAUUUAGUACAGAUCACACUUUCAUGGGUGUUUUUUUUUUUUUAAUUCAUGUCAUUACAUAAUGCUUUUUGAAUGUGAUGUUUUUUUUUUAAUUCAGUGUACAUGUGAAUGGAUGAUGACAAAAAAAGUUUGAAUAAAUGUGUAACUUGUCCAAGAGCUGCCAUUUUUUUUCUCUAAUAAAAUCUUUGCCACACCCAA